AUGAGAGAACGAUUUGAUCCUCCCGCUGACCCUCCAAUGGGUUCAGAAGAUGCCACUCGACUUGAACGAGAAGAAGAAAAAACAGAAGAAAUCGCUCCACCGAGUAACACCGCUACGCAAGGACACGAUCAAAAUGGCCAAGGCGAUGGUGGCAACGGAAAUCGAUAUCCCGAUUGGAUGUCACCCUCUAUGGCAUACUUGAAAGGCCCUGCAAUUGGUCCAGCGGAUCCCACGUUGGUUGGACAGGCAACAACAGGGGCAACACCACCACCAUCACCAAGCCCUGCAGCUGCAGCGAUUCCAGGAGCUCAACCAAUUGGUCCUGCUCGUGAUUCAAACCCUAACCCUAAUCAAGCUUUGCAACCCAGGAGGUCUCAUGAACUUUCUCCUUCCAUGGCCUACCUGAAAGGUCCUGCUGUAAACGAUGUUGGUCCUGAGGCUAGACAGCAGCAAGCGCCACCAAGCCCUGCACAAGCUAUUCCAGGAGCUCAGCCUGUUGCGGGGCCUCCUAGACAUUCAAACUCCAACUCUGAUGCUCGCCAGUCAAGGACCAGUGGACAGCCUUCGGCUACCUACACAUCCACUGCAUCCAGAGCUACCACUAGCACCCAAUCCAACAAUGCUCCUGUGGUUGCCUCGGAUGAUCCGCCUCUCUUGGAAGCUAGGUUGGUUACCUCCAGCAUGCUUAUAAAGGAAGAAUCUCAAGCCACUGCCCCAUCCGGCAUGGCAUGGUACAUUCCCACUACAGCAGGAUCCAAGUGGUUGUGUUUUGGAUUUGCCUGUUUGAUUGCUAUUGUCACUGUUGUUGUCAUUUUAUGUGUGGGUGGAGUCUGCAGGGCUGGUGAUGGUCCAACACCUGCCCCAGUCGCAACCACUACUAGCGGUACCAAUGCUGGAACUUUCGGGGGUUCUACUCCCACGACGACUGGGGAUCCCGCUGCACCAGGGACACCGGCAACCGCCAUGCCGACAAUGGCAGCCACACCUGCAGUCACCAGCGUGGCUCCGACGUCCGAAUCGUCCACUACCGCUGAAAUGCCUUCGAUGGAGUCAACCAACCCACCAGUUUUGGUCAUCGAUGUGGCAUCGUCGACACCUACUUCGGAACCCGUUGCUAUUCUGACGACUCCACCGCCCAAUACCCCACAACCGUCCAGUCAGCCGGCAGCAUCAAACAUCGUCUACAGGGCCAGGUACUUUGGUCGAUUCCAGCAUGUUCUCAGCCCUGGAUGCCAGGCUCCGAAUCCUACAGUAACGCUCUAUUGCGGAGGACAAAUCGAAAACGUCAGGACGACAAAUCCUGACAUUCGCUGCGCUGCUGCGAAUAACUUCACGUUAUCAGAUGGUCGCAACGCAGUAGUGUGCGAGCCUCUCUGUGCGGGAGCUGCUUGCGAAAGUGUGUUUGUGUCCACGCGCACUCUUGGGGCGGAACCGAUUGGUGGCAUUUUCUUUGAAUGCACGGGCAGGAUUCCUCUGGAUGUGUUUGGUGGAUUAGGGAUUACGGGGAAUACACGGACUCCCGGAUCUUGUAACGGUACGGACCCAAAUUCUCACAAUUUGAGGCUCGUGCAACUGGGAUUGUCCUGUCCUGUGGAGGGUGCUGAGGCCGAAUACGUUUUUGAUAAUCUGUAUGUUGAGUGCGGUCCUGGUAAUAUGCCAAUUCAGCUCUAUGGCAAUUACACAUGCCACUACGGACGAACAUGCGGUAGUUCGCCUUGUGAGGUAUCCUUUGACCAACAAUUGCUUAUUAAUGCCGACCCCAAUCGAUUUGAACACUGCAUCAUUGCCAGCGAUGAAAGCCCUGUGCCAGAAAUACCAGAACCAGAAAUCCCUCCGCGUCCGGAUGGAAUAUACACGGCACGAUUCAAUAUGGUUUGGCAUUUUCUCGCGGACAUGUCAGUCUGCAUUGGAAGUGAAGCAGAGAUACGUGCAACCUGUACGAACGGGAAUAUCACGAUUCUAUCUCAGGAAGCCGACAAAUGCGCGCAGGUGUCUAGCAGCGCUGUUGUGUGUAACGGAAAUCCCGCGAUGGUUGAAGGAAUGGUGGAAUACCAAUGUUCUUCCUUCAAUGAGCUUCCCGAUUCGACGGCGGAAUUCGCGACAGGCACAACAAAUUGUUUUUCGUCAUCAGUAGAACAGAUCGUAGAACACAUUCUUCAGCUCGGAAUCUUCUGUGGAGAUCAGUUUGUGUAUGAGGAUAUUUUUCUGGAAUGUGGAGCUGGAGACGACUUUGACAUCAUCGCUUCCGAAGGAUUUUCUUGUUUGGAGUCUGUUACAAUCCCACCUGAACCCGGCGCCGGUACAUACACCAUCCCAGCUGUGUUCAUUGAGACCGACUACAGAUGGCACCGUCUGGCAUCAGAUAUCUGUUUCGAUUUCGAACCAAACUGA
Messenger RNA from Seminavis robusta, 2391 nucleotides. Lineage: Eukaryota; Bacillariophyta; Bacillariophyceae; Naviculales; Naviculaceae. The record is from the annotation of a GenBank genome assembly.